AUGAUCCUCAGAUCCCAAGAUGUGCCGCGGUUCCCACUGCUGGAACAGGGAUGGGAGAAGGAGGCGCGGUGUGGUUGUUCACCCGUGGCGUGGCGCAAAGAGCAGCGCAGGCAGCGCCUGUCCCGCCAGCAUCUCCUGGCCGAGUUUGGACCAAAUACCAUUAAUAACCUAGAAGGGCUCUUCUACCAACCAUCUCCUCUUCUCCUGCAGGAAACACACAAAGUUUACAGACAGAAACUGGAAGAAGUCACCAGUUUGCAGACAGCCUGCAGCAGCUCCAUACACCGGCAGAAGAAGACACUGAGGGAUCUGAAGCACGGCCUGCAACGGUGCAAGCCCAGAGCUAGUCCUGAGGAGUUUGCUCUCAUUCAGGAGAUCAGCAGCCAGAUCAAGGAGAGGCAGAAUGCCUUCUUUGACAUGGAAGCCUACCUGCCCAAGAGGAACGGCUUGUACUUAAACCUGGUGCUGGGAAACGUGAAUGUCACUCUCCUGAGCAACCAAGCAAAGUUUGCUUACAAGGAUGAGUAUGAGAAGUUCAAACUUUAUCUGACAAUAAUUUUGUUACUCGGGGCUGUUGCCUGCAGAUUUUUUCUCCACUACAGGGUGACAGAUGAAGUGUUUAACUUUCUGUUGGUGUGGUAUUACUGCACGCUGACGAUACGGGAAAGCAUUCUCAUUAGCAAUGGCUCAAGGAUCAAAGGCUGGUGGGUGUCUCAUCACUACGUUUCCACGUUCCUGUCUGGAGUGAUGUUAACGUGGCCAGAUGGACUCAUGUAUCAAAUGUUUCGCAGUCAAUUUUUAGCAUUUUCAAUAUUUCAGAGCUGUGUUCAGUUCUUACAGUAUUAUUACCAAAGGGGCUGCCUCUAUAGGCUCCGGGCUUUGGGGGAGAGAAACCACUUGGACCUUACAGUAGAAGGAUUUCAGUCCUGGAUGUGGAGGGGGCUGACGUUUCUCCUUCCCUUCUUGUUCUUCGGGCAUUUCUGGCAGCUAUACAAUGCAAUCACACUUUUCAGAUUGUCAAGGCACAAGGAAUGCAAAGAGUGGCAGGUUUUUGUGUUGGCUUUCACAUUCCUGCUGCUCUUCCUUGGGAACUUCCUCACUACUCUCAAAGUGGUGCACACUAAACUCCAGAAGAACAAAGACAAGGUGAAGAAGCUGUGACUCCCUCUGUUCCCAGUGUGCAUCCAUCCCUCUGCCCCCCAGUAGGGCUGGGUUUGGGACAGAUCCUGCUCAACCCCAGCUGGGCCAGGGAUGGGCUCCUCAGGACUCGCCUGUCCCAGUGUUUGGUGAAGGACUCUGCCAGCACAGACUCAGUAUUAAUGCAAGCAUGGCUCUCCAGUCACACUCCUGCUAUUUAUGUCUAUUUAAUAUAAAACAUGUUUGCUUCUGGGAUUUUUGUUCUGUAUAUAGAGCAGCAUGCACCUGCCUGGCCAAGUGCCAGCGUUGGGGAGAAUGUGGGAUCUACUGUAAUUCCAAUUCUGGAAUGAUACCUGACACUUUCCAGUUUUAUUAUUUAAAUUCUGGAUAUUGAGUUUAUUGAGGUUUAUGAACACUCCGAGUGGAUCAGUAAUUCAGAGCGAAUGCUGUUUUUCAAGGCAUUUGUUUAAGGCAUAUUCUCAGUGGCAAUACUAACCUGUGUGUACUGUGAAAAGAAAAUGCUCAUCUUUGUACCAUACUGCUGCUAUAUACACUUCUAAAAAGCUAUUUAAAGAAGAGAAAAAUCCUCCUUUGAAAACAAAAUCAUGCAAGCAAAAGCAGUUUUUAAAUGGCAGGGAAGUCUGCUAGCCCUUUUCCAGGGAGACCAGGUCAUUUGUCCAGGCCUGAAAGGACCUAAAAUAAACUAUUCAAUAUGCAGCUGCCUCUGCCCCUUUUUAGUAACAAACACAUGGCCCUUGGGAUGGUUUUUGAGACAUGGUUCUGGAAAGGGGAGGACAGGUUCAUUUAAAUAUUAAAUACUUUCUUUAGGUGCUGCACUUGUACCAAUAAUGAAGAGAAUGGAAAUGCUGGGUCAAGGGGAUGGCAGGGGACAAACACUGACUGCUAUCCUGCUAAAGUCCUUGUGCUGCUUGAAUUUACACUCACUCAUUGGAACACCCUUUUUUGAGUGCUGUAACUUCUGUACCUCCUCAAGCAGCUGUAGCACUGAGCUGCCUUGGGCUGUGUCUUUCCCAACAGUGAAAGCUCCCUUUGAGCCAGCACAAAGCCCAAACUGGGCACUCCUCUGGAAGUGUGUGGAAAACAGUGCCCUCCUCCCCAGAGUGUGCUCACAAGGGACAGAUACUGCACCACAGGCUUGAGAGGGAUUCAUCAGUUCUGUUGCUGCAAACUAGCAAAAUUACCUUUGCCAUGUCACUGUCCUGUGGGCUUGAAACUGCAAUUUGCGUAUUUUCAGCAGUUUUCACACCAGUUGGGCUGUAUUUUGCUAUCCUUUGCACACCCUGUGAGGGUUUUUUUUUUUACUCCUUGAACUCUUAGUUUAUGAGAUGUAAUUGUGGAGAGUAAUGCUGGAAGCUGGUUCUGCAGUAGUGAGUAAUGUGAAUUCUGCAACCUGAGAUUCUCAGAAACUCAGAUUAAAAAAGCCAGAGCCAUUUCCACUGUGGAGAAUGUCACUUUCUGAACGUUUGUGUUUCAGUACUGGGUGAGGUGAGGGGUGGUUCCUUUACUGACAAGUGGAGAAAAGGCUGCACAAUUCUUCAAGGUUUUUCUGUAGUCAAGGGUGUGCACAAAGUUCCAACUAAUUUAAUUUCUCAUUUUAGGCUCAUAGAUAUUCACAAACCUUAAUUAAAUCAAAACAAGUUAGGAGAAAAAUUAGAAGAAAAAGAUUUUUCAAGGGUCAGGAUCUGUUUACCCUGCAUGUAAAACAAUAAUGAUGGCUUGCUCCAAAACAGUUUGGCACUUUUAAUUUAUACCAGUAGAGAUGAUUUAAUGAGUGAAUGAAUUUUUCCUCCAGUGUGCACCGUGAUUUGCAUCUGUCUUGUAUUAAAUAAGCUGUAAAUGUUUAUCAUAAGACUGACUUAACAUUACAUGUAGUAGCUGCUUGGAGUAGUUCUAAAUUUGAGUGCUGUAAAUUAACUAUUUCCCAUGAUACUCCACUACUUAAUUGGAGUAACUGACAUAUUUCCAUUGAUAAAUGCCACUUUCCUUUCCAGCAGCAGGCCUUGAAGGACUCUGAGGUGCAAAUCUGCAGAGCUGGUCCAGGGGGGUGGUGGAUGUUCCAUCUGCACUCAGGGGGCAGCCUGAGGCCAAUUCAUUGCCACCAAGUUAAUUAACUUGAAAACGUUAAGACAAAACUUUUUCUGUCUCUUCAAAGGUGCCUGAUAAGCUGCUUUAACAUUGCUUCUGAAAGGUGUGAGUUUUCUACUAGAAAAAGGCAGUAAAUUGUGACUCUAAAGUGCCACAAUUAUUCUGCAGAGGAAGAAAAACCCCAGCACUGAGUUAUACAGUAGCAGUUGCUGUUCAUUGCAGUUUAAAUAGUGAGUUGUUCACACUUAGAAGCAAAAGCCAGAUGGGUGAAGGCACCCACCGUGAGCUAACUGUGAUAAACAGCUUUGAAAACUCUGUGAGAACAGUGUAACA
Ficedula albicollis (Collared flycatcher) is the source of this 3576-nucleotide messenger RNA. It is a transcript of the gene TMEM120B, whose product is annotated as transmembrane protein 120B. The record is from RefSeq and is a predicted model, not a curated record. The transcript is spliced from 12 exons. Lineage: Eukaryota; Metazoa; Chordata; Aves; Passeriformes; Muscicapidae. Gene Ontology annotation, cellular component: nuclear inner membrane. Gene Ontology annotation, biological process: fat cell differentiation. Bases 1 to 1161 code for a protein of 386 amino acids.